Molecule: messenger RNA, 3452 nt
Organism: Mus caroli (Ryukyu mouse)
Lineage: Eukaryota; Metazoa; Chordata; Mammalia; Rodentia; Muridae
Gene: Tmco4
Product: transmembrane and coiled-coil domains 4
Source: RefSeq, a predicted model, not a curated record
GCCACGGGUGCAACGACUGGCGAGCAUUAGAGAAAGUGAAAGAACGAUCAGAAGGCGUGGAUGUUGCAAAUUUCACCGAGCAGUGUGCACAGGAGGGGGAGGCACCUUCUGGGACAGGCUCUUUUCAAGUGUGGCGGCAAAAUUUGGAAGCUUCCCCUUCAAGUGUCUGCUCGUACUCCCCUCAUGCCAGCCCAGCCCCUGGUGAGCACUCUCUGCAGAGUCCUCCUGUGCCCCGCGCUCUCGCUUCCUGGGGAGCGGGAGACACAGACGUGCGGGUCCCGUCCCGAGGCCAGCACCCGGGCGAUGGCUUUGGUGGCUUAGGUGGCGGUGCGCCCGGCCCAGCCCGGAAGGCCGGGGCCCUAGGGCUGCGCAGGCGGGACCAGCCCGGGCCGGUGUGGGGCGGCUGGGCCAGGGAGAGGACAGCCGGGAGCGCCAGGGCGGGAGCAGCGGGGCUGCCAGGAGUUCUGUCGUCGUCCCAUCCGUCGCUGCCGCCGCCAGUGCUGGGAGUCCGUGUGUGUGCUAGACAAACCACCCUGUCACUGAGCUUGGAAUCUGAAGUCACACCGGUCUAGGGUCCAUAGUAGGACUGCAGCAUGCCAGUGAUGUGACCUUCACUUUUGGUUUCAUACCCAGUGGACCCAUGGCUGGUUUUUCUGGUUUAGUCGGUAGAGCAAUUUGCAUAUUUCCUUGAAGAACUCUCUGAAGCUUUACAGCCUGCCUUUGGACUCACAGAGCGGGACGCCCACGUUGGUUCUCCAGAAUUGGAAUGAAAGCCCCUUCAUUCUUCAGCAAGUGUGUUUGAUGCACACCGUAGUCUAAGCCAGUGGAAGCUCGGGGCGUAAGCAAGGACUCCACCUGCUCUGAGACUUACAUUCCUUGUGUGCACACAGGGGCCGGGAAUGGCCACAUGGAACAAGCCACACCCAACGCAGCCUGUGGCACCAGAGCCAGCUGCAGAAGAUGAUUCCCAGAAGCCCCUGGGCCGGGAGCUCUCGGAGGCCAAUCGCUUCGCCUAUGCCGCCCUGUGUGGCUUCUCGUUGUCACAGCUGUUUCCAGAACCUGAACAAAGCUCCUUCUGCGCAGAAUUUGUGACGGGCCUGGUGAAAUGGCUGCAUCUGCCUGAAACUGUCCUCCCAACCAUGAUGGCGUUUGCCAGCGGCCUUGGAGGUGAAGGAGCCGACAUCUUUGCUCAGACUUUAUUGCAGGACCCCAUUCUGAAAGACAACCCAUCAGCAGUCAGUCAGGACCUCCUGAGCUUCUCACUCAAGAAUGGACACUAUGAUGCCCGGGCCAGAGUCCUCGUUUGUCAUGUGACCUCCCUGCUCCAGGUGCCCAUGGAGGAGCUCAGCAUUCUGGAAGAGGUGUUCCUGGAGAGCCUGAAGGACGCCAAAGAGGAGGAGUCUGAGACCGCAGAGGCAUCCCGGAAAAGAAAAGAAAAACGGAGGAAGUGGAAACGCUAUCUUCUGAUAGGCCUGGCCACAGUUGGAGGCGGGACAGUGAUUGGUGUGACUGGGGGACUAGCUGCCCCACUUGUCGCUGCAGGAGCCGCAACCAUCAUAGGCAGUGCCGGGGCAGCCGCUUUGAGCUCAGUGGCUGGCAUCGCUGUUAUGACCUCACUGUUUGGUGCAGCCGGAGCUGGCCUGACAGGAUACAAGAUGAAGAAGCGCGUCGGGGCCAUUGAGGAGUUCAUGUUCCUGCCUUUGACGGAAGGCAGGCAGCUACAUAUCACCAUUGCCAUCACUGGCUGGCUCGGGUCCGGCAGAUACCGCACAUUUAAUGCCCCAUGGAUGGCCCUAGCCCGCAGCCAGGAGCAGUACUGCCUUGCCUGGGAGGCCAAGUACCUGAUGGAGUUGGGCAAUGCCCUGGAGACCAUCCUCAGUGGCCUCGCUAACAUGGUAGCACAGGAGGCUCUCAAGUACACAGUGCUCUCUGGUAUCGUGGCUGCUCUAACCUGGCCAGCCUCACUCCUCAGCGUCGCCAAUGUCAUCGACAACCCCUGGGGCGUGUGUCUCCACCGGUCGGCAGAGGUUGGCAAGCACCUGGCGCAUAUCCUUCUCUCACGGCAACAGGGCCGGAGACCUGUCACCUUGAUUGGAUUCAGUCUGGGAGCCAGAGUCAUCUACUUCUGUCUGCAAGAAAUGGCUCAGGAGCAAGAUUGCCAAGGGAUCAUUGAGGAUGUGGUCCUUCUGGGCGCACCAGUAGAAGGGGACCCCAAGCACUGGGAACCAUUCCGGAAUGUGGUGUCUGGGAGAAUCAUCAAUGGCUACUGCAGGGGAGACUGGCUGCUGAGCUUUGUGUACCGCACAUCUUCCGUGCAGCUCCGCGUCGCUGGCCUCCAGCCUGUGCUGCUGCAGGACCGGAGGAUGGAGAAUGUGGACCUGACCUCAGUGGUCAAUGGCCACUUGGACUACGCCAAGCAAAUGGAUGCCAUCCUGAAGGUUGUGGGCAUCCGCACCAAGCCUGGCUGGGGAGAGAAGGGACUCCCACUGGCCCCUGGCAGCCUGCCCCAAGAAGAGCCUCUCCAGACAGCCAUAGUCUCUACAGAUGAGACAAUCCUCCAGGAUGGACAAAGCCAGGGACCUGCCUCAGAAGACAGUCUCAAAACCACCAUACCUUCCAGUGCCAGCCAAGCCCAGAUGCCAGCAGGGCUGAACCAGUCCACAGAGGACUCGCUCUCUACUGCUGCGGCCCCAGCAGAGGGACACCUGAUCUGCAGCCAUGGUGUGGGUCCCAACCCACUGGGCUGCCCUGACUGCAGCCAUGGGACCCAGGAGUCCUGUACAGAACUGGACUGACCCAGCAGGCAUCUGGACUACCUCUCCGGACUUCUGUAUGCAACUUUCUCUAACCCUUGCUGACUUCCCAGAGAGCUCUAGGGGUGGGGAAUUUCUACAAGUGCCUUUCUUAAACAGAUAGGAGCUAGAAUGGAGAGGUGAGGGAGAAAGCACUGGCUUUAGGAGGCAGGACUGGCAGUAUGACCUGCCAGGUCAACCCAGCGCUAAACCAGUGUAGGCUCCCGCCCUGCAGGUCCCAUCCAAAGGCCCAAAAGUUUCUGUGGGACUAGAGGUCCCCGUGCUCCCUUUUCUCCAACCUCAGUGGACCCAGUGUCUUCCAGAUCUUCCAUCAACUCUCCCAGGCUGCCCACUGAUCCCAGGCUCCAUCAGCGAGCGUUUUCAAGUGCCAAUGAGACACUUUGCUUCCUCUGCCCUUGGAAGGAGCAGCUCUGUUCGGUACAUUUAUGCAGGCUGGGUGCACUGGACAACAGCAGGCAUAACAGGCAUCAAUGUGAUGUAUGUGGCAGCCCACCCUGAGCUUGUGAAACACGUGACCCUGGAUAGAAUUGUAGCAAGAGGAAUAAAGGCAGAAGUCACAGUCAGGCUCUCAAGGACUGGGCCUUGGUAAGCGUGGAUUACAUGAGGGGGGACCAAUAAACACUGCUUAUCACACCCUAA